UAUCCCCGAGUCUCACUGUGCAGCUCGGACUAUGUCCCCACCCUCGAGAUCACCCUCCCUCUCGGGGCUUUGAGUGUGCAUGCUCCCGUCAGAUUCAGGUCUUACCCUACCUUUAGGUGUGACUGGACCGCUCCUGCGUCUGAGGCAAGAUCAGAAGGUUAACCAGGCCCAGAGAGGAGUGUAAAUCCAUGACUUCUGGCCUGUCACCAUGGCGUACAGAUCACGCUUCUCCUUCUGGGAGCAAAAGGCUAAAGUUGAGAACAAAACAGAAUCUGACAGUAGUCAGCCUCAGUCAGUCACUAAUCCUGUCGCAGACACAGCCAGUGGUCCACAACUGACUGCAUCAUCAGCUGAAGGGUCCAAAAGUAACGGUGCCAUGGUGGGACCGGAUACUCCUGAGCAGGAGGAGAGCACUGGUGGUAAAAAGGUGGUACGAGUUGUGAGGAGAGUUGUCAGGCGGGUGGUGCCUGCUGGUACAGAAGAGCAGAGUCAGCCCACAGCAUCGAAUACGACUCUAACAAAACCUAAGGCUGCUGGAGAGGACAAAGAUGACAUAUCUGUGGGACUGGCCAGUUUGAUGGGCAGAGUUCGAACCAAGGAGCACCGACCUCGCACCCGCACUCAGGACCGCAAAGAGGAUACAAAAGAGGAAGUGAAGCAGCAAGAAGAGGAGGAGAAAGAGAAGGCAGAAGAAGAGGAGGUAAAAUCAUCAGUGGAAAAACAAGAAGAGGUCUCAUCUGUUGCACCAACUGCAGCUCCAAACCCAGUGCCACCAAAGGCAAACCCCCUCACCCCUCCACCUGGUUUUUUACCCCCUCCAAAACCAAAUCCUUUGGUACCACCUGCUGGUUUCAUUCCUGCACCCAAACAGAAUCCAUUGACUCCACCACCUGGUUUUAUCCCUGCCAAACUGACCAGCCUAGCACCUUCCAAACAAAAUCUCUUGAUGCGACCUCCAGGGUUCAUUCCUGUUCCAAAGACAGAUCCUCUGGCUCCUCCUGCAGGCUUCAUCCCAAAGCCUCGUCUGUUUGGUAUAAAGAAACCAGAGGUAAAGGAGACGUCUUGCUCCCCUGCGGUGCCCAACGGUAAACCAUCCCCUGCUGCACAGGAGAAUUCUGCUGCAAAGAGGCCCAGAGGCCACAGAGUUUCUCAGUCCAAGGUUGUUGAGGAUCCAGUGGCCAUCCUUCAGGCAGCACACUUGGCUGCAACCAAGGUGAAGACAGAGGAACAGUUGAAGGCAGAAAAGGCCUGGUACGAAACGGAAAAAGUAUGGCUUGUCCACAAGGAUGGAUUUUCUCUGGCCACUCUCUUGAAGACGGAGGCAGGCAGCCUGCCAGAGGGGAAGGUAAAAAUCCGCCUGGAGAGUGAUGGAUCUUUAUUGGAGGUGGAGGAAGAUGAUGUAGAGAAGGCAAACCCGCCGCUGUUUGACCGAGUGGAGGACUUGGCCUCUCUGCAAUAUUUGAACGAGUCGAGCGUGAUGCACUCACUGCGGCAGCGUUACGGCAGCAACCUCCUGCACUCCCACGCUGGGCCCAACAUGGUGGUCAUUAACCCAAUUAGUGCCCCCUCUAUGUAUUCUGAGAAGGUCAUGCAGAUGUUCAAAGGCUGCAGAAAAGAAGACACGGCCCCCCACAUUUACAGCAUGGCGCAGGCUGCCUAUAGGAGCCUCCUUACAACUCGUCAGGAUCAGUCCAUUGUCUUGCUUGGCAAGAGUGGAAGUGGCAAGACCACCAACUGUCAGCACCUCAUCCAGUACCUGGUUACCAUCGCUGGAAGCACCAACAAAUCAUUCUCCACAGAAAAAUGGCAGGCAGUCUAUUCAGUUUUGGAGGCUUUUGGGAACGCUUCGACUUCCCUUAAUGGGAAUGCAAGCCGCUUCUCCCACAUCGUUUCCCUGGAUUUCGACCAGGCAGGCCUGGUGACAUCAGCCUCUGUCCAGACGAUGCUUUUAGAGAAAAUGAGGGUGACGAGGAGACCAGAAGGGGAGUCCACUUUCAACGUGUUUUACUACCUGAUGGCUGGAGUAGAUGGCGCUCUUAGAACGGAGCUGCACCUCAACCACUUUGCUGACAACAAUGCAUUCGGAAUCACGCCGCAGAAUAAGGCAGAGGAUAAGCAGCGGGCCUCUCAGCAGUUUUCCAAACUGCAAGUAGCCCUGAAGGUCCUUGGGAUCAGCGCGGAUGAGCAGCGGGCCCUCUGGCUGGUUCUUGGGGCCAUCUAUCAUCUCGGAGCAGCUGGAGCUACCAAGAGUAAGAUUUAUUUACAUCAAACAAGGAAAAAAAAAAAAAGUAAAACAUUUCUCCCCUUCAUAGUGGCAUCAUUACUC
Poecilia latipinna (sailfin molly) is the source of this 2326-nucleotide messenger RNA. Its product is annotated as unconventional myosin-XVIIIa-like. The annotation marks the transcript as partial. Gene Ontology annotation, biological process: phosphatidylinositol 3-kinase/protein kinase B signal transduction; negative regulation of G1/S transition of mitotic cell cycle; neuron projection morphogenesis. Gene Ontology annotation, cellular component: myosin complex; perinuclear region of cytoplasm; nucleoplasm. The record is from RefSeq and is a predicted model, not a curated record. The transcript is spliced from 15 exons. Lineage: Eukaryota; Metazoa; Chordata; Actinopteri; Cyprinodontiformes; Poeciliidae. Gene Ontology annotation, molecular function: ATP binding; protein phosphatase binding; actin filament binding.